AUGCCCCUACGUUGCCCGGCUCUCAUCUUCAUUGUCAGUCAGAGGCUGUUGUCGUUGAUGACAUUUGCUCUGCGGUUCCAAUUUAAUUUUUGGCAUUCUGGGGAUCGCUGUCAUGAGGAUGUUUUCUCAUUAAUCACCCUCCCAUUACCCACCUUCCUAAACAUUUCCAAACUCGAUUUUUCGAGUUCCGGCAAUCACCCUCACACUGCUGGGUUUCUACACAACCCUACCCAUACACCUGAUCGGUUUACUUCAUUCUUGGCCAUCGCUACCGUGGCAGCACAUAAUGCUGCUUGUCUUUUUCUUUGUUGCUGCUUGUCAUUUUCUUUGUGUCACUCCACCCCAUGGUUCAAAUUCGAUUUUUCACCAUCCGGUAAUCACCCUCCCGUUACCCACCUUCCUAAACAUUAUUCGCUUUUUCAGGGAAGGACUACAAGAAGCAUAGUUGCUGUCAUGAUCGAAAACAACAUAAUUCGUUUUAUGCGCCUUUUUGCCGUGGGAAACACUCUUCAGGCCCACCCCAACACUGGUAUCUCCAAUAAGGCGAUGGCUAUCGAACACGUCACCGUGUGCUCUAGUUUUCUGACAUCUUCCUGCCUUUUCUUAGAGUAA
This is a messenger RNA of Laccaria bicolor S238N-H82, 612 nucleotides long. RefSeq lists its product as uncharacterized. Lineage: Eukaryota; Fungi; Basidiomycota; Agaricomycetes; Agaricales; Hydnangiaceae. The record is from RefSeq and is a predicted model, not a curated record. Bases 1 to 612 code for a protein of 203 amino acids. The transcript is spliced from 9 exons.